Myotis daubentonii (Daubenton's bat) is the source of this 636-nucleotide messenger RNA. RefSeq lists its product as uncharacterized. Lineage: Eukaryota; Metazoa; Chordata; Mammalia; Chiroptera; Vespertilionidae. Bases 1 to 636 code for a protein of 211 amino acids. The transcript has 6 exons. The record is from RefSeq and is a predicted model, not a curated record.
AUGGCAACGGACGCAGGUUCUGGACUCCCAGACCCACAGGCGGGAAUCUCGCAGGAGGCGCACCACGGAGCGGCAAACUCCCAGGCUCCGAUGGAGAACUGGGAGGACCCGUCCGAGAGCGAGAAGUGCUGGAGGAGCCUGGAAAACCUCGAGUUCGCGAUUGAACAAUGCCAGCUCAUCCCCAGACUUAACAUAUCAGAUGAUUUGAAAGUUGGCUUUUUCAGCACAGACCGUGCUACUCAAACGGAUUCCAGUGAAAUUUUGCCAUUAAAUGAGCUAUGCUCAUCUACACAAAAACUAGUGAAGAUUAUUAGAUCCCUUCAGGUAGAUUUUGGGUUCCUGAAACAAUUGCUUCAGUUGAAGUUUGAGGACCGUAUUAAAGAGGAGUCUUUCAAUCUCUUUGCUGUUCUACAUGACAGGAUCCUAACAGUCGAAAGACAUUAUCAACAGAAUGAAGAAUUAAUAAGAAAAUGUUGCCAUCAGCAGUUGGCAGAUGCCAUAGCUGUAGUCCGAGGAAUGUACAAGCUAUGGUACACUCAUGGAGAAAGUCAGUUGUCCGUGGACCUGAAGAGUCCUGUUAAGGAUACAGGUACGCGUAUUUUUUCAGCUUUGGAGCAAGUGUCUAAAUCCAUUUAA